UGGAAAAUUCCCAAAAUUCAAUUUGAUUCAAAUUUAUUAGCCUUGCUUAUCUUUGGCAAUUUACCAUCUUCAUUGUAGAAGUAGAACUAUUGUAUUCCAAAAAAUGGCAAUUUUGUUAUCUGCAAUGGAGCUCAAUCUGAAACUCCCCGACAAUAAUUUCUAUCGUGGACUCAACGUACGAACACGACCUCCUUUCUUUCCAGGCCCCAAUAGACUAGGAACUGCCCACAAGAUUCAAUUUCAACCCAUUAGCUUAGCCGUGAAAUCCCAACAAAUUGUUCGCGCUACAAGUUCUAAGAUUCAGGGAAAAGGCAGGACAAAAGAUUCUGUUUUGAGUGAGGGAAGAGAUGAGGACGAGCAAAACGGAGACAUAUGUCCUGGCUGUGGAGUUUUUAUGCAAGAUGAGGAUCCAAACCUUCUUGGGUUUUAUCAGAAAAGAAAGGUUUCACUUUCAGAGCCAAUGGAAGAUGUGGAGGAUGUGGAAGAUGAGUUCUAUGGAAUUCUAGACAGUGAUGUUGUGGAUGAAGAAGAAAAUAGUGAUGGAGAAGAAAUUGAGGAUGGCUUUGAUUGGGACACCGAUGAAUGGGAAGCUAAGCUCAUGGAGGAUGAAAAUGAUUUGGAAUUGGAUGGCUUUGCUCCUGCUGAUGUGGGAUAUGGAAACAUUACAGAGGAAACAGUGAAGAGAGCUGAGAAGAAGAGAAUAUCUAAGUCUGAAAAGAAGAGGAGAGCUAGAGAGGCUCAGAAAGAGAUAGAAGAGGUAACAGUUUGUGCAAGGUGCCAUUCAUUGAGGAAUUAUGGGCAGGUGAAGAACCAAGCUGCUGAGAACUUGAUACCUGAUUUUGAUUUUGAUAGAUUGAUGGCCAACCGUUUGAUGAAAUCCACAUCAAAUUUAAACAAUGUUGUUGUUAUGGUUGUUGAUUGUGUUGAUUUCGAUGGUUCUUUUCCAAAGCGUGCGGCAAAAUCGUUGUUUAAGGCUUUGGAAGGGAAUAAGAACGACCCCAAGCUUAGUAAAAAGUUACCAAAGCUUGUUCUUGUGGCCACAAAGGUUGACCUCCUCCCAUCUCAAAUUUCACCCACAAGACUAGAUAGAUGGGUUCGGCACCGUGCUAAGGCUGCGGGUGCACCUAAAUUAACUGGCGUUUAUUUGGUUAGUUCUCGAAAAGAUGUCGGUGUGAGAAAUCUAUUGUCUUUGAUCAAACAAUUGGCUGGUCCACGAGGAAAUGUGUGGGUUAUUGGUGCUCAGAAUGCUGGGAAGUCUACUCUCAUUAACGCAUUAGCAAAAAAAGAAAGGGCUAAAGUAACAAAGCUUACAGAAGCUCCAAUUCCUGGGACUACGCUCGGGAUCUUGAGAAUUGCAGGGAUUUUGUCAGCCAAGGCAAAGUUGUUUGAUACUCCCGGGCUUCUACAUCCUUAUCUAAUGUCCAUGAGAUUGAAUAGGGAAGAACAGAAGAUGGUCGAAAUUCGAAAGGAGCUCCAACCAAGAACUUACAGAGUGAAGGUUGGGCAGACUGUACAUGUUGGUGGUUUGGUAAGACUUGACCUUAACCAAGCUUCAGUAGAGACAAUAUAUGUUACAGUUUGGGCAUCACCAAAUGUUUCUCUUCACUUGGGGAAGAUUGAAAGUGCUGAUGAGAUAUGGAAGAAACACGCUGGUAUAAGGUUGCAGCCCCCCAUUGGUGUCGACCGUGCUUCUGAAAUAGGCAAAUGGGCAGAGAGAGAGGUCAAAAUUUCUGGCACGAGUUGGGUUGUCAAUAGCAUUGAUAUUUCAAUAGCAGGUUUAGGCUGGUUUUCUUUAGGUCUCAAAGGUGAAGCAACCUUGACAUUGUGGAUAGACAAUGGGAUAGAAGUAACAUUGAGAGAACCUUUGGUUCUUGAUCGAGCACUGUUCCUUGAGAGACCCGGGUUUUGGCUAUCGAAAGCCAUAUCAAAUACCAUUGGCAACGAAACAAAACUUGAUGCACAGAGGAGAAUCUCUGUAGAGGAGGAGAGUGCAGAGCCCAUUGUGCGGGCUUCUACAUGAGAGAAGACAUGCGAUGCUACAUCUGUCUUUCCUUUUCAGUACGUGGUUGGACUCAACGCUCCAAGGAAAGAGAUCAAGAUUUUGAGCUUGAAGUUUGUUCAACCAAUGAAGUUUUCUAUACUAGCAAAAGAUCACAGUUCUUUUUAUGAUCGGCAAGCAUACCACAAUUAAUUGGGAGGGUUUGAUUAUUGACAAUGAAACUACAAUAAACAGGAGCCAUAGCCAAGAGCUCCUUUUAUGGUGACAGAUAAAGAAACAUGUUUCCUUUGGAGUGUUUAAUGAUUCAAUUGGAACGAACAAUUUAUGAGAAAUGCUGUAAAGUGAAGUUUUGUUUCUUUUGCAAAAUAGUAAUCUUUCUAA
Molecule: messenger RNA, 2380 nt
Organism: Cucumis melo (muskmelon)
Lineage: Eukaryota; Viridiplantae; Streptophyta; Magnoliopsida; Cucurbitales; Cucurbitaceae
Product: GTP-binding protein BRASSINAZOLE INSENSITIVE PALE GREEN 2, chloroplastic
Exons: 4
Coding region: 104-2020 (638 amino acids)
Biological process (GO): brassinosteroid mediated signaling pathway; chloroplast rRNA processing
Cellular component (GO): mitochondrion; chloroplast stroma
Molecular function (GO): GTP binding
Source: RefSeq, a predicted model, not a curated record